Messenger RNA from Archocentrus centrarchus (flier cichlid), 6819 nucleotides. It is a transcript of the gene lamb2, whose product is annotated as laminin, beta 2 (laminin S). Gene Ontology annotation, biological process: tissue development; substrate adhesion-dependent cell spreading; animal organ morphogenesis. The record is from RefSeq and is a predicted model, not a curated record. The transcript is spliced from 36 exons. Bases 256 to 5508 code for a protein of 1750 amino acids. NCBI's taxonomy places the organism in Eukaryota, Metazoa, Chordata, Actinopteri, Cichliformes, Cichlidae. Gene Ontology annotation, cellular component: laminin trimer.
ACCCCUCGCUUGUCUGCGUAUUGAAGAAAGCAUCCGUGCUGUUUGAACUCCGCUCCAGUGGUCCAGCUCGGGGUUUGGGGGGGCAGAGGAGCAGAAGAAGUCCUCAUCACAGCACACCGCUCAGCUCCGCUUCUGUCCGGGAACUCCGCAACAAGUGGACGGAGAGGGACCGUUCUAAACGCGGCACGGGAGGAAACGUUAGAAAGAGGACAGAAACGGUUGCUGCGGAGCCGCGGGCUGAUUGAGCGCUCAGAGAUGCAAGCCACGCUCGCUGCGCUCCUCUGCGUCCUGGCUGCUGCUGUUGGUCUGGAGCCUGAUCACAGCCACGGCUGCGCCCAUGGCAGCUGUUACCCAGCAACCGGGGAUUUACUGGUUGGGCGAGAGAAGAACCUGAAAGCCUCGUCCACAUGUGGAAUGAGAAGGAAAGAGCCUUACUGCAUCGUCAGUCAUUUGCAGGAUGAGAAGAAGUGUUUUGACUGUGACUCCAGACGACCAUAUGAUCCGACCUACAACACCUUCAGUCACAGGAUAGAGAACGUUAUCACUACCUUUAAGCCUCACCGCAAGAAGUCGUGGUGGCAGUCAGAGAAUGGAAAGUCGGAUGUCUUUAUCCAGCUGGAUCUGGAAGCAGAGUUUCAUUUUACUCACCUGAUUAUGACAUUCAAGACUUUCCGUCCAGCAGCCAUGUUGAUUGAGCGUUCGGCAGAUUUUGGUCGUACCUGGCAGAUCUACCGCUACUUUGCCUAUGACUGUGCUGCCAUCUUCCCUGGAGUCUCAGAGGGUCCUUUGCGUAACAUAAAUGAUGUCAUCUGUGAGUCACGCUAUUCUGACAUUGAGCCAUCGACAGAGGGAGAGGUCAUCUACAGAGUGUUGGAUCCAGCCAUCAGGAUUCAGGAUCCCUACAGCCCGACUAUACAGAACCAGCUAAAGAUCACCAACCUGAGAGUGAAUUUCACUAAACUUCACACGUUGGGAGACAACCUGCUGGACCCCAGAGCUGAAAUCAAAGAGAAGUACUACUAUGCCAUGUAUGAACUUGUCGUUCGUGGGAACUGCUUCUGUUAUGGCCACGCCUCAGAGUGCGCCCCCAUUGCUGGCAUCAGGGAUGAUAUAGAAGGAAUGGUUCACGGCAGGUGUGUCUGUAACCAUAACACCAAGGGUUUGAACUGUGAGCAGUGCGACGACUUCUACAACGACCAGCCGUGGAGGCCAGCCGAAGGACGCAACACCAAUGCCUGCAAGAAGUGUAACUGUAACAGCCACUCAACAACCUGCCACUUUGACGUGGCGGUGUAUUUGGCCACGGGAAAUGUCAGCGGAGGAGUGUGUGACGAUUGUCAGCACAACACCAUGGGACGCCACUGUGAGAUAUGCAAACCCUUCUACUACAAAGACCCCGUGAAGGAUAUGAGGGACCCAAGAGUUUGCAUACCUUGUGACUGUGACCCAGACGGUUCGCAGAAUGGGGGGCUGUGCGACAGCCACACAGACCCGUCUCUCGGCAUGGUGGGAGGUCAGUGCCGGUGCAAGACUAAUGUGGAGGGCCCACGCUGUGACAAGUGUAAGACCGGCUUCUUUGGCCUGAGUGCGGACAACCCUCACGGCUGCCAGCCUUGUCAGUGUGACCACAGAGGAACGGUGUCAGGUAGCUCGCAGUGUGAUCCAGUCAGCGGAGACUGUUUCUGCAAGCGUCUUGUCACUGGACGCAGCUGUGACCAAUGUCUGCCAGAACACUGGGCACUGAGCCACGACCUGAAUGGCUGCAGGGGCUGCGAUUGUGACAUCGGAGGAGCUCUGGACAACCACUGCUCCAUGGAGAGCGGUCAGUGCCGCUGCCGCAGUCACAUGACAGGACGCCAGUGUACACAGGUGGAGUCUGGCUAUUUCUUUAUGGCUCUGGAUCACCUCCUUUAUGAAGCUGAGACUUCCAGAAUGGGACGGGGCUGUACGAUGGAGAUCAGGGAGCAUCAGCCUGGCCGACCUGCCAUGUGGACAGGUCUUGGGUUUGCCCGGGUACCUGAAAGUGGGACACUGGAGUUCCUUAUCAGUGACAUUCCCUACUCCAUGGAAUACGAUUUGCUCAUUCGCUAUGAGGCGCAGAUGCCCCAGGACUGGGAGGAGGUGUGGGUAACAGUGAUCCGUCCGGGGCCGAUUCCUACCAGCAGCCCCUGUGGAAACACCAUCCCCGAUGAUGACAGACUUACUGUGUCUCUACCUGCUGCAGCACGGUUUAUGGUGCCUCCUCAGCCUGUGUGUCUGGAGAGAGGUGAGACUUACACCCUCCGCUUCGAGUUCAGACGCUACCAGGAUCCCAACAGUAUCCUCAACGGAGCGGCCAACGCUGUGCUCCUUGUGGACUCUAUCGCAUUGAUGCCACGCCACUCGUCCAUGGAGAUGUUCAACGCGGGGGAUCCAGCCUCCAACAUCAGGAGGCAGACGUAUGAGCGGUAUCGCUGCCACGAUGGGGCAAAGAGCGUGACGCGCCCACUGAUGAGUGACACCUGUGCCAAGCUGAUCAGCAGCAUGUCAGCUAUCAUAAAUGAUGGAGCUCUGCCUUGUACCUGUGACCCUCAGGGGUCAAUGAGCUCCCUCUGUGAUGUCCGGGGAGGCCAGUGUCGCUGCAGACCCAAUGUGAUUGGUCGACGCUGUGACCAGUGUGCUCCAGGAACUUAUGGCUUUGGACCCUCAGGCUGCAUUGCCUGCGGUUGCAGCUUGGAAGGCUCCGUGACUCGACUUUGUGACAAGUUUACUGGUCAGUGCCAGUGCCGCCCAGGAGCAUUUGGUCAGCGCUGCGAUGGAUGUCAGUCAGGUCACUGGGGCUUCCCCAGCUGCCGACCCUGCCAGUGUAAUGGGCAUGCAGACCAGUGUGACCAGAGGACCGGCGCCUGCGUCAACUGCAGGGACAAUACUGGAGGAGACAAGUGUGAGAGGUGUGCCAAUGGUUUUUAUGGUAACCCAGUUUUGGGCGUAGCAUCCGGUGGUCAGUGUCGUCCGUGUCCCUGCCCAGAUGGCCCCAACAGUGGACGUCACUUUGCUGCAUCUUGUUACCAGGACACUCGUAACAGACAAAUUAUCUGCAACUGCAACCAAGGAUACACAGGGAUUGUUAAACGCUCCGGGGUGAACAUUUUUAAGCGUGCCCGAUGUGAGGAAUGUGCCCCAGGUUAUUAUGGGAACCCCUCUCAGCCGGGAGGGCGCUGCCAGCUGUGCCAGUGCAACAACAACAUAGACAUGUCAGACGUGGACGCCUGUGACAGGCAGACCGGAGAGUGCAAGAAAUGCCUUUACAACACUGAAGGUCCCAACUGCGGCAUCUGCAGGAGCAGCUAUUUCGGGGAUGCUUCCCGCCGAAACUGCAGGAAGUGCAUAUGUAACUUCCUGGGUACUGACCGCAGCCAGUGUAUUGAGCGUGAGGACUGUGUGUGCCAGCGUGCCACAGGCCAGUGCCAGUGUCUACAAAACGUUGUAGGUCUGACAUGUGACCACUGUGCCCCCAACCACUGGAACCUGGCCAGUGGGAGGGGCUGUGAGCCAUGCGGCUGCGAUCCUAACAAUUCUGUUACCUCUUCAUGUAAUGAGUUCACUGGUCAGUGUCAGUGCCGCGAUGGCUUUGGAGGGAAGAUAUGCACAGACUGUCAGGAGAACUACUGGGGAGACCCCAAAACACAGUGCAGAGCAUGCGACUGUGACUGGCGUGGGAUUGAGACCUCUCAGUGCAACCGAGUGACAGGCCACUGCGUUUGUCAGCAGGGAGUGUCGGGUGUCCGCUGUGACCAGUGUGCCAGAGGCUUUUCUGGCCAGUUCCCCAACUGCCAGCCCUGUCACCAGUGCUUUGGGGACUGGGAUCGCAUUGUGCAGGACUUGGCAGUGCGCACCAAAGCUCUUGCAGAGCGUGCCCAUGAGAUUCAGACCACUGGCCUCACCGGACCCUACGAGAAAGUCUUUAAAGACCUGGAGGUGAAACUGGCCCAAGCUCAGGGCAUUGUCAUUGCACGUAACACCACUGCUGCAGCCGUCACUACCCUAAUGGAGCUUAUUGAAGAUCUUAGAGCGCAGAUUGGGGAGACCACUGAUACGUUAAACAGUCUGGAGGGAGAAUUAACCAACGUCCAGGACAGCAACUCAGAAGCAAGCAAGGACCUGAGUGCUCUGGAGAGGGAGGCUAAGGAGUUAAACCUCACUUCAGAGCAGCUACACCGCCAGCUGGAUAUCCUCAAAAACUCCAACUUCUUAGGGGCGUACGACAGCAUCCGCAGCUCCUACAACAGGUCUCGUGAUGCGGAGCGGCGGGCUAAUGAAUCAACAACCACCAAGCCCAGCACAGUCAGCCAAUCUGCAGACACCCGCCGCCGUACUGAACGCCUCAUCACAGCAAAGAAAGACGACUUCAACCGUAAAAAUGCUGCAAACAAGCGUGCUCUGGGAGACCUCAACGCCAAAGUGCAGGGCUUGGACAUGAAGAAGCUCAACGAGAAGAUCUGUGGCGCCCCGGGUGAUGCUCCCUGUGGAGAAAGCCCUUGUGGGGGUGCGGGUUGCCGUGACGAUGAGGGGAAGCGUCAUUGUGGAGGCCUGAACUGUAACGGCGCUGUGGCAGUAGCUGACAGCGCCCUGGAGCGAGCCAGACAUGCAGAGAAGGAGCUGAACAAAGCCAUGAGGGAAGUGGAGGGACUCUUUACCAAGGUGGCAGAGGCUAAAUCAAAGGCAGAGGAGGCUAAGGGUAAGGCCAAAGCAGCUCUGGAUAAAGCUGCCACUAUCAAAAACAAAGUGGAGCGUUCCAACAAUGACCUGAGAGACCUCAUCAAACAGAUCAGGGACUUCCUCACUCAGGAAGGCGCAGACCCAGACAGUAUUGAGGCAGUGGCAAACCGGGUGUUGGAGCUCUCCAUUCCUGCUUCACCCAUCCAGAUCAAACAUCUUGCUGAUGAAAUCAAGGACCGGGUCCACAGCCUUUCAAAUGUGGAUGCCAUUCUACAGCAGACACAGGAUGAUGUCCGCAAGGCCGAACAACUGCUGCUGGAUGCCAAAAGGGCGAGGCAUCAUGCUGAGGGGGUGAAGACGACAGCAGAGCCAGUGAAGAAGGCCUUGGUGGAUGCUAAGAAUGCCCAGACUGCAGCAGAGAAAGCCAUAGCGAAAGCCAAAGCUGACAUUGGGGAGACUGAAAAACGGCUGGCAGAGAUUGAGUCAGAAACAUCCCACGGUGAGAUGAACCUUAAUGAUGCCGUGAACCGCCUCGGCACACUGGGACGUGAGAUCAAUGCCCUGAAGACCAAACGUGCCAGCAACAGAAUGGCAGCGGCCCGAGCCGAAGAGACAGCUACGAUGGCACAAGACAAGGCAAAUGAAGCCAAGCAGAUUCUGGAUGGCCAGUUGACAGAUAAAUACAAUGAGGUGCAGCAGCGGGUUGACACUAAAGCCAAGGCUGUGCAGGAUGCCAAGAAAAGGGCAGCAAGUCUCAGAGAUGAAGCCAAGGAACUUCUGAAAGAUGCCCAAGGAAGCUACAGCGACUAGCAGAGCUGGAAAAAACUAUGAGGAAAACCAGAGGAGACUGGAGGGGAAAGCUCGUCAGUUGGACGGCCUGGAGGACAAAAUGAAAAGCAUCCUCAACGACAUCAACAAACAGAUCCAGAUCUACAACACAUGCCAAUAACGCACCACUCCAAGUCAAAAGAUAAGAAGCCCAUCAUCUUCUUCAUCUGCCAUUUCCUUCAGAUACAGUUACAUGUUAAUUCAACAAGAUGGAAAAAUUUCACUCCAGCAGUAAUGUGCAUAUUUUGUCUCCAAAGUUUUUUUUUCAGUGUUUGUAUUGGUUGCUAUCAUAUUGACAUAAAUAAAAGUUUUCUGAUGUCAUGUUUUAUUAUUGUUUCAAAUUUGAGUACAAAAUUUUUGCUUUUAUUGUUGAAAAAAAAAUCUCACAUGUAAAUGUUAAAAUGUGUGCUUUCAAUAUAAAAAAAAUGGAAGUUGUAUUUUUUUUUUUAAAUAAUUUUAAAUUAUAAAGUUUUUGCCUUUAUUUCCCAUGUGAUGGUGUAGCAGUAGUUAGGUGGUCCAGGUCUUAACCAUUAAGCCACCAGAUGCUGCCUGUCUUCUGUUUAUUGAAUGCAGAGUGACUUAGUUGUAAUCAGCGAUCAGUCUUUAGCUGUUUGUUAAUCCUGAGCUGUCCUCAUCCCAAUAGGACUUCAUUUAAACUGCAGUAACUGCAGCAACUUUGGGGGGCAUGUGAACAUGAAUUCAGACAAAGAUUCUUAGAUAUAUUUGUUUUUUUUGGCUUGAUGGGCAUAAUUAUUUUGCUUUUUAAAGAGCCUGUCAUAAGGUACUUUUAUUAUUUGAAAGGAAGAGAUGAACAAAUACAUUGCAUUCUCUGGAUUUUAAACAUAAGAUUCUCGAAUGAAACACAGAUGAAGAGUGGGUUAAGAAUCAAGUUACCAUGUUUGUCUUCAUGCAAAAUAACAGGGAAACAAGUCCUGAACACUUAUAUGUAUAAAUUUAAUGAAGUGUUUGUCUCUGAUGCCUGGAGUAGGAGGAUGGCUGUAGAGUGAAUGUCAAGAACUGCAACAAAUGCCAAACUGGGUGCUGCACAGAUUGUGAAUGUUUAUCACAUAUACUGCGAUGGAGCAUGGUGUAUCUGCAGUAAUUGAUUAUUGAAGUAACAUAGUAAUAAGCAAUGUAUAUUACAGUGUUUAAUUGUGCCUUAUAUUGCCAGUAUCAUACACGAAUUUGCUAUUUGCAUGCCAAUUUGUGUUUUAAGAAACAAAAAUAAUUUCUUACACUUAGAAGCUGCAGCCAAAUGAUUUGGCUAAUUGCCAAAACAAAAACACCAAAAGA